UGAUUUCAAUCUAGUCGUCAUUAUUAAAUCGAAAUUAUUAAUUCUUUCCAUCAUCUUCACAAAGAAGCUGUCUCUUUCUUUUCACCGUCACUUCACCUAUUUACUUUCACGUCUCUGCAGCUCUCAUAUCAGAGUGAUAUUGAUUCUUCAAUCUCUAGUCCUUCGUUAUCAGAUUCCAAAGCUUCCGCCUUUCCUUUUGACCUUUUUUUAGUACAUUGAUUCAGAGGUGCAAGAGUAAUGGGUUUGAUUAAUUCCGUAUUUGAAAUGUAACUUCUGAAUCUGUUAAUCUUCUGAGUGUUUCUUGUGCACAAAAAUGGCUACUUUAACUGAGCCAUCAUCAUCGUUAAGCUUCACGUCUUCCCAUUUCUCUAACCUCUCUACUGGGUCUACCCAUAUCUCAUCAAGCUCAGCUUCUAAUCUGGAAGUUGUUAGUCUAACCAAACUCAGCUCCAAUCUUGAGCAGCUUCUCAGUAAUCCAGAUUGUGAUUACACAGACUCAGAGAUCAUUGUGGAUGGUGUUCCCAUUGGUGUUCACAGAUGCAUUUUAGCUGCAAGAAGCAAGUUUUUCCAGGAGCUGUUCAAAAAAGACAAGAAAAAUUCGAAAAUUGAGAGACCGAAGUACCAUUUAAAGGAGGUGUUGCCUUAUGGAGCUGUUGGGCAUGAAGCUUUUGUUUAUUUCCUGAGUUAUAUCUACACUGGGAGGGUAAAGCCAUUUCCUUUGGAUGUUUCUACUUGUAUUGACUCAGUUUGUGCUCAUGACUCUUGCCGACCUGCUAUUGAUUUUGUUGUUGAGUUGAUGUAUGCUUCAUCUAUUCUCCAAGUGCCUGAGCUUGUUUCAUCUUUUCAGCGGAGGCUUUGUAACUUUGUGGAGAAGUCUCUUGUUGAGAAUGUUAUUCCGAUUCUUUUGGUUGCUUUCCACUGUAAGUUGACUCAGCUUCUUGAUCAAUGUAUUGAGAGAGUGGCUAGGUCAGAUCUCUAUAGGCUCUGUAUUGAAAAAGAGGUUCCUCUACAAGUAGCUGAGAGGAUCAAACAGAUUCGUCUCAAGUCUCCACAAGACGAAGAAGAUAGUCCCAAGGUUUCUGACAAAAUGCUUGAGAGAGUUGGGAAAAUUCUCAAGGCGUUGGAUUCAGAUGAUGUUGAGCUUGUGAAGCUUCUUUUGACUGAGUCAGAUAUCAGUCUAGAUGAAGCCAAUGGUUUGCAUUACUCAGUGGUGUAUAGUGAUCCUAAAGUUGUUGCAGAGAUUCUUACUCUCGGUUUAGGUGAUGUCAAUCACAGAAACUCACGUGGCUACACGGUUCUUCAUUUCGCUGCCAUGCGUAAAGAGCCUUCCAUAAUCAUAUCUCUUCUCAAGGAAGGCGCCAAUGCGGCUGCUUUCACCUCAGAUGGACGCAGUUCGGUUAAUAUAUGUAGGAGACUGACAAAUCCAAAGGAUUAUCAUACGAAGACAGCGAAAGGGAGGGAGUCUAGUAAAGCAAGGUUAUGCAUAGAUAUCUUGGAAAGAGAGAUCCGGAGGAACCCUAUGGUUGCUGAUACGCCAGUGUGUUCCCUCUUUAUGCCUGAAGAUCUCCAAAUGAGACUGUUAUACCUAGAAAAAAGAGUGGGGCUUGCUCAGUUGUUCUUUCCAACAGAAGCUAAUGUGGCUAUGGACAUUGCUAAUGUAGAAGGUACAAGCGAGUUCAAGGGUCUUCCCCCACCUUCCAAUGGCUUAACCGGAAACUUGAGUCAGGUUGAUUUAAAUGAAACUCCUCAUAUGCAAACCAAACGACUUCUUACUCGUAUGGAGGCUCUAGUGAAAACAGUUGACACUGGUCGAAGGUAUUUUCCAUAUGGCUCUGAGGUUUUAGAUAAGUACAUGGAGGAGUACAUUGACGAUGAUUUACACAUUGAGAAGGGAUCUCCGCAGGAGAGAAGAUUGAAAAGAAUGAGAUAUAGAGAGCUCAAGGAUGAUGUCCAAAAGGCAUAUAGCAAAGACAAAGAGUCUAAGAUUGCACGGUUUUGUCUCUCGACUUCAACCUCUCCUUCGUCCUCUUUAAGAGAUGGCCUGGAGAACUCAAUAUGAAACUGCACUAUGUAAGUUGAAGAUAUCUUGUUCAAAAGAUAUUUCUUUUUGGGUGUUAUUAAGAUACUUUAGGUUCAGAUUUAAUAAAAAAGAUGGGUAGUUAGCUGUACAACAGUAGGAGUGCUUAACCAAGACAUCUAACUGCAUGCAACCUUUUGUUUUUGUUAAUACAAACAUGUUAUUCCACAAACACAGUCUCACAGAUGAGAGAGAUGAUAUUGUUUCUUAGAUAUAU
Messenger RNA from Eruca vesicaria subsp. sativa (arugula), 2294 nucleotides. NCBI's taxonomy places the organism in Eukaryota, Viridiplantae, Streptophyta, Magnoliopsida, Brassicales, Brassicaceae. The record is from the annotation of a GenBank genome assembly.